AUGAGUAAAUAUGAAAGUCAUCAAACAAAUAAUUUACGAUCAAAUUCAACAACAAAACGUUAUUCACCAGAAUCAAAGGAUGAAUUUGAAGAACAUAUCGAUGAUAGAAACACACCCACAACUAAUGAUAAUAAUGUUAUUAUGAAAACACCUCAAUCUCUUGAUGAUCUUCUUGAUGUUGACGAUAAUGAUAAUCAAACUGAGGAAAAUAGAGAAGAAAAUGAGAAUGAUGAUGACGAUGAUGAUGAUGAUGAUGAUGACGAUUCUACACGAUUAAGUAUUGAUGAUCAAAAUACAUCAGAAACAACCAAACAUAAAAAAUCUAACGAUAAAAAUGGUAAGCUUCAAUAG
This is a messenger RNA of Rotaria sp. Silwood2, 351 nucleotides long. The record is from the annotation of a GenBank genome assembly. NCBI's taxonomy places the organism in Eukaryota, Metazoa, Rotifera, Eurotatoria, Philodinida, Philodinidae.